ACAACAGGGCGACGGAGGCGAUGCGUUGGUGGGAAGACGGAGAGACGGUGGGAGGAAGAGACCUCGUUGGCGGCGGGACGUGGCUGGGGUGCACGAGGCACGGCCGUCUCGCUUUCCUCACCAAUUUCAGGGAAGCCUCCUCCUUCCCUGCUGCUAAAUCCCGUGGAGAUCUGCCUAUUCGUUACUUGCAGAGCCGAAAGAGUCCGGCCGAUUUUGCCGAGGAGAUCCAAGACGAAAUUUCACUAUACAAUGGCUUCAACCUGGUUGUCGCUCAUGUCUUGUCCAAAUCCAUGAUUUACAUUACCAACCGGCCACCCCACGGUCACAAGCUCGUGACGCAAGUCUCUCCCGGGAUCCAUGUCCUUUCCAACGCCAACCUCGACUCUCCUUGGCCCAAGUGUCUGAGGCUGAGAGAGUGUUUCCAACAGCUUCUGGCUGAGAACGCGAGCCGUGAAUUCCCGGUGAAGACCAUGGUCGAGGAGGUGAUGACCAAUACUGUCAAGGACGAAGAAACCGAGCUACCUCACGUUUUCACACCUGAGACGGAAUACCAUCUCAGCUCCAUCUUCGUCGACAUGCAGAGACCAACUGGGCGUUAUGGGACCAGAAGCAUCUCGGCGAUCAGCAUCAAGUCCCAUGGUGAUGGUGAUGGUGAGGUAUGCUUCUACGAGAGGCAUCUUGAAGAAGGUGAUUCAUGGAAGGAACACAAUCAACAGUUUGUAAUAAUACAAAGCAUUUGAUUAGCUAGUCAUGCUUAUUUCA
Arabidopsis arenosa is the source of this 762-nucleotide messenger RNA. NCBI's taxonomy places the organism in Eukaryota, Viridiplantae, Streptophyta, Magnoliopsida, Brassicales, Brassicaceae. The record is from the annotation of a GenBank genome assembly.